CCCUCUGAUCUCCAAAUCCCUCGACACUCAUCAUAGCCACUCCGCCUUACCCAUUCUGCCUUCUCCUUCUUCUUCUUUAAAAACACAACCAUCUCAGAAGACAUCAAGAUGGCUCGCCAACGUCGUGGUGCCGCUCCCACUCCGGCCCGCCGUGCCCCAGCCAGACCUACUCCCGCUCCUGCCGCCCCAGCUCAGACUCAGCAUCGUGCCUCUUCAACGGCCGCCGCACCACCACCUGCAGCUCCAGCAGCCCAGCAGGCAGCUCCGCCUCAGGCUGUCCAGCAGAGCCAGGGACCUGGUCUAUUUGCUCAGAUGGCUUCCACUGCCGCUGGUGUCGCAGUAGGGUCCUCCAUCGGUCACGCCGUCGGCAGCUUCUUCACUGGUGGAUCGUCCAGCGCUCCGGCAGAGGCUGCUCAAGCUCCUCCCGCUUCGUCCGCACCUAUGGACAACAGUUUGUACCAGAGCAACUCCAGCAGCUGGGGCCAAUCUCAAGCGUGCGAAACCGAUGUCAAAGCGUUCCGUACCUGCAUGGAUGAGCACUCUGGAAAUAUGUCCAUUUGCGGAUGGUAUUUGGAUCAGUUGAAAGCUUGUCAAGAAGCUGCUAAGCAGUACUAAGCAUAUCGCAUUAUGGACAAGACCACCCGGGUCUUGAUGGCUGGGGGAGGAAAGGUCGACUUCUACACUACGUAGCGUUGAUUCAGAUACCUAUACACAUACAGCAAUCAUCGGCUGUGCUUUUUAAACUACCCCAUUUUGUACAAUAAGCAAAUCACAUACAGAUAUCCGCGAGUCGGGUUUCUCCCGGCUGUGAGUUGGACUUGAGUAUUUAAUGUAGCUCGUUCCACUCAAUCAAUCUCUUACCUUUCCUAUCAUAGAA
Molecule: messenger RNA, 877 nt
Organism: Coccidioides immitis RS
Lineage: Eukaryota; Fungi; Ascomycota; Eurotiomycetes; Onygenales; Onygenaceae
Product: CHCH domain-containing protein
Exons: 3
Coding region: 109-615 (168 amino acids)
Biological process (GO): mitochondrion organization
Cellular component (GO): nucleus; mitochondrion
Source: RefSeq, a predicted model, not a curated record